This is a messenger RNA of Acomys russatus (golden spiny mouse), 1804 nucleotides long. RefSeq names its product protein kinase domain containing, cytoplasmic (gene Pkdcc). The coding region runs from base 15 to 1493 and encodes 492 amino acids. Gene Ontology annotation, molecular function: non-membrane spanning protein tyrosine kinase activity; ATP binding. Gene Ontology annotation, biological process: protein phosphorylation. The record is from RefSeq and is a predicted model, not a curated record. NCBI's taxonomy places the organism in Eukaryota, Metazoa, Chordata, Mammalia, Rodentia, Muridae. The transcript is spliced from 7 exons.
GGGGGAGGGGAGCGAUGCGGCGCCGGCGGGCGGCCGUGGCCGCGGGUUUCUGCGCCUCCUUCCUGCUGGGCUCCGUUCUCAACGUGCUCUUCGCACCGGGCUCGGAGCCUCCGCGGCCAGGCCAGUCCCCGGAGCCCUCGGCAGCCCCCGGCCCGGGCCGUCGCGGGGGCCGUGGGGAGCUGGCCCGGCAGAUCCGGGCGCGCUACGAGGAGGUGCAGCGCUACUCCCGCGGGGGCCCGGGACCGGGAGCCGGCCGGCCAGAGCGGCGGCGCCUGAUGGACCUGGCUCCGGGCGGGCCGGGCCUGCAGCGUCCCCGGCCCCCGCGGGUCCGACCCCCACCCGACGGCGCUGCGGGCUGGCCCCCUGCUCCUGGCCCGGGUUCCCCCGGCCCGGGCCCGCGCCUGGGCUGCGCCGCGCUCCGCAACGUGUCUGGCGCGCAGUACGUGGGCUCUGGCUACACUAAAGCUGUGUACCGGGUCCGCCUGCCCAGCGGCGCCGCGGUGGCGCUUAAAGCAGUGGACUUCAGCGGCCACGAUCUGGGCAGCUGCGUUCGCGAGUUCGGGGCGCGAAGGGGCUGCUAUCGCCUGGCGGCCCACAAGCUGCUCAAGGAGAUGGUGCUGCUGGAGCGACUGCGGCACCCCAACGUGCUGCAGCUCUAUGGCUAUUGCUAUCAAGACAGUGAGGACAUCCCAGACACGCUGACCACCAUCACAGAGCUGGGCUCCCCUGUGGAAAUGAUCCAGCUGUUGCAGACUUCCUGGGAGGAUCGGUUCCGGAUCUGCCUCAGCCUCGGCCGCCUCCUCCACCACCUAGCCCACUCCCCGCUGGGCUCGGUCACUCUGCUUGACUUCCGCCCCCGGCAGUUUGUGCUAGUGGAUGGGGAGUUGAAGGUGACGGACCUGGAUGACGCCCGUGUGGAGGAGACUCCGUGCACUAGUGGUGCCGACUGCUUACUCGAGUUUCCAGCCAGGAACUUCACCCUACCCUGCUCGGCCCAGGGCUGGUGUGAGGGCAUGAAUGAGAAACGGAACCUCUACAAUGCCUACAGGUUCUUCCUCACGUACCUCCUGCCCCAUAGUGCCCCGCCUUCCCUCCGGCCUCUGCUGGAUACCAUCGUCAAUGCCACAGGAGAGCUCACCUGGGGGGCAGAUGAGACCCUGGCCCAGCUGGAGACAGUGCUGCACCUGUACCGGAGUGGGCAGUACCUGCAGAACUCUACAGGCAGCAAUGCUGAGUACCAGCGCAUUCCAGAUAGUACCAUCCCCCAGGAGGACUAUCGCUGCUGGCCAUCCUACCACCAUGGUGGCUGCCUUCUGUCUGUGUUCAACCUGGCCGAGGCUGUAGAUGUCUGUGAGAGUCAUGCUCAGUGCCGUGCCUUUGUGGUCACCAACCAGACCACCUGGACAGGUCGGAAGCUGGUCUUCUUUAAGACUGGAUGGAGCCAAGUGGUCCAUGAUGCCAGCAAGACCAUAUAUGUGAAGGCCCCUGGGUGACUGGUUGUGGGCUCAGCUGACCAGCUGGCAUCUUCGACAGUUGGGCUUGCCUGCUGCAGGAGUGACUGUACACUCAAGACAUUUGCAUAUCACCUGGGAACCCCUGCAGACAAGGCUGUCAUCCCAGAGCCACUGACAUGACCAGGACAAACGUGCAAUAUGCAAAAUGUUAAAAUGUGAGUUUGCCAGCUGAGGUCUUGAGACUGUUGCUUCCAGCCUGGGAAUCCCUGGCUGGGAUCUGACUGCCUCUCCUGAGCUCUGGGCUUUGAAAGCAGGGCCUCAGGCUGGUCUUAACUGGGACAGUUCCGUGG